AUGGAGCCUUUGAAGAACCUUAAAUAUGCACCAUCACAUCCCGCUUCUACCGCUCAAAGCUUUCUAUCACCUACUUCUGUCGUCUCUGACUGUUAUCCUGAGGUAAUCAAGCCUCAUUCUGAGGCGGGCACUAACUUUAUUUGCUCUACCACUUCCACUGUCUUACCUUUGAUCCUUUGCACCACGCCGUCUACUGAGCCAUUGGACACCAGCUAUCUUGCUGCUAUAGAUCGUGAAGCUUCUCUUUCACGUCCCCCCUUGCCGCAGCCCUUACCACCAACUUAUAGUCUUUCAGCUCUUGCUACGCAAUCUGUGAUUAGCAGCCCAUUACAUCGAAUCGGAAAAUCUUGCCCCUCGAUAGUACACAUGCCUCAUUUGGAUUCUUUGCUGCUAGAUAUGGAAUCGAGGACUUCCGAAGAGAAGCACGAACGUGAACACCUAACCCUUCGAGGCGAUGUCACUAGAUCAACCAAGGAGAGAAGGUACCUGUUUUUUUUUAAUUUUAUUUGCUUUACACGGGAUUUGCUUUGA
Molecule: messenger RNA, 531 nt
Organism: Protopolystoma xenopodis
Lineage: Eukaryota; Metazoa; Platyhelminthes; Monogenea; Polystomatidea; Polystomatidae
Source: the annotation of a GenBank genome assembly